GUGACAUUGCUGGAGCACACGCCAGCAGGCAGCACCAUCCUCACCGUCAGUGCCAUAGACAGGGACUCUGGCAGCAAUGGGGAGCUCACCUACCACCUGGCUGUGCCCAGCUCCGACGUCUCCAUCAACCCCAGCAACGGAACGCUGUUCACCUCCCGCCGGGUGGAGCUGGAUGCAAACCAGCCCACGCUGGACCUGGUGGUAGAGGUGCGUGACCAUGGCUCUCCCAGCCUCUCGGCCUGGACCACAGUGCAGAUCCAGGUGCUGGAUGUGAAUGACCACAGCCCCACCUUCCAGCAGGCGCACUACAAUGCCUGUGUCCCUGAGGACCUGCGCCCGGGCACCACCUUGCUGACGCUAGAGGCGGGUGACGCUGACCUGUCCCGGGAGAACGCCGGUUUUGACUACACCAUUGUCAGUGGCAACAGCGGCAAUGCCUUCCAGGUGGAGAGCCACAUGGGCUGGUCUCGGGGGCACCUGCGCACGCAGGGAGCCCUGGUGCUGGUGGAGGCGCUGGACUUCGAAGCCGUCCCCAUCUACAACUUGACAGUGGCAGCCUCAGACCGGGGUGUGCCACAGCGCAGCACCACCGUGCCAGUGCUUGUCACCGUGCUGGAUGUCAACGACAACCCGCCAGUCUUUGCCCGGGCCGAGUACCACACAGCUGUGAGCGAGAGCACCCCCCCGGGCACCGAGCUGCUGCGGCUGGCGGCCCACGAUGCCGACUCGGGCCCCUAUGGCCAGGUGCACUACAGCAUCAGCUCCGGCGACCAGCGCAGGCUCUUUCAGCUGCAUGAGGCCACAGGCGCCCUGCGCUUGGCACAGUCCCUGGACCGAGAGACCCAGGCCCUGCACAGCCUGGUGGUGCAGGCCUCUGAUGGCCCCGGCGGGCACUUUGCCCUGGUGCCCAUCACCAUUGAAGUGAAGGACAUCAACGACAACAUACCCUACUUCCCGGUGGAGACACUGAGCGCCAGCGUGCGGGAGAACCUGCCGCCAGGCACCCUGGUCACCACUCUGCAUGCCAUCGACUCCGACACUGGGGCCUUCGGGGAGCUGCGCUACGCUGUGCUGGAGCAGGCAGUGGGGGAGCUGGGACCCCCUGAGGGCAGGGAUGUCUUCUUCAUCAACCGGACCUCCGGGGAACUGCGCUCCCGCCUCGCCUUUGACUACGAGCGUGCCAAGGCCUUCCAGCUGCUGGUGCAGGCCACGGACGCCGGCAACGCCUCAGCCACCGUCACCGUGCGGGUGCUGGUGACCGGCGAGGAUGAGUACAGUCCUGUCUUCCUGAGCCCGGACUUCAGCUUCGAGGUGCCUGAGGGCGCCCACAAGGGCCAGAGCAUUGGCCGAGUGCUGGCCACUGACGAGGACGAGGGUGUGGACGGUGUGGUGCUCUACUCUUUAGCUAAGCCCUCACCGUACUUCGGGGUCAACCAGACCACCGGCACCAUCUACCUGCGCGUGGACAGCCAGCCGCAGCCAGCAGGGCGGGCCAAGCGGGAGCCGCGGGAGAUGAGCCUGGAGGUGCAGGCCCGGAGCCCCCUUCCUUCCUCCCGCUCAGCCUCUGCUCAGGUCUCCAUCGAUGUCACCCACACCUCCUUCGGCCUGGCGCCGGACCUCAACUUGCUGCUGGUGGUAGCUGUGGCUGCCUCCCUGGGUGUGGUGGUGGUGCUGGCCGCCGUGGCCAUCAUCCUGGUGCUGGUCCGCUCCCGGCACCAGCAGGGACACAAGAAGCCAGAGCAGGACUCGCAGCUCAACCGCAUGCAGAGUGGCUCCUUGCAGAAGCUAGGCCAUGAGGAGCCGGUGCUGCCCGGCAGUGACCGCAUCUACCACCAGGCCCUGCCAGGCUAUGGCAGCGAAUCGGCCGGACCCUACCCGCGUGGCGGCUCCCUGGACCCCUCCCACUCCAGCGGGCGUGGCUCAGCCGAGGCAGCCGAGGACGACGAGAUCCGGAUGAUUAACGAAUACCCACGUGUGGCCAGCAUCACCUCCUCCAUGCAGGAGCACAUCUCAGCCCGUGGCCCCGACUCAGGCAUCCAGCAGGACGCUGACCAGCUCUCUGACAUCUCCUGUGAGCCCACCACCCUGGAGAGCGCCCAGUGGUUCAAGAGCAAGAAGGGCUCCAGCCUGCUGCUGCCUGGGCAGCCGCCCCAUCUGUACCGCGAGGAUGGGGGCAGUAGCACCUUCCUGGGCGUGGGCUGCGGCCUGAGCGUCUCCUCCCACCCCAAGGACUACACCUUCCCCGAGGACGGCAAGCCCUCUGUGGAGGGCUCCCUCACCGCCGUCGUGGCCAGCGAGGAGGAGCUCCGUGGCAGCUACAACUGGGAUUACCUGCUGAACUGGUGCCCCCAGUUCCAGCCCCUGGCCAGCGUCUUCACCGAGAUCGCCCGGCUCAAGGAUGAGAGCUCCCUGCGCAAGCCCUUCCAAGCCAAGCCCAAGGCAGAGCCCAAGCCCCGCAUUGAUCCUCCGCCCCUCAUCACCUCGGUGGCCCAUCCCGGGGCCAAGUCAGUGCCCCCCAAGCCAGCAGUGGGCAGGACCUUCCCGCACCUGUCCUCCCUGCGCCGCUCACCCAUCAGCCACGAGGGGUCCAUCUCCUCCUCGGCCAUGUCGCCCAGCUUCUCGCCCUCGCUGUCCCCACUGGCCGCCCGCUCCCCCGUGGUGUCGCCUUUUGGUGUCUCCCAGGGGCCCUCGGCCUCCGUCAUCAGCGCCGAGCACUCGCUGGAGCUCCCUGAGGAAGCUGAGCUCAGGAUUUAGCCCCAGGCUCCCAUGGACUCUCAGCCCCUCCUGCUAUUCUCUGCAUCCUCCAGUCACUGCAGGGGCGGGGGCGGAAGGGCUGGAUCUGCCACCCCCACAGGCUGCUUCAUUCUCAGACCCCAGCAGGUUGCUGGUUCUGGUUCCAGUCCCUCCACAUGGGCUGCCAGUUCCACUGUGAAUGUCAGCGCCCUGAUAGGCUACUUGUGGUGGUGCCGGUCCCACUGCCUCAAAUGGCUGCCGGUGCCAGACCUGCUCUCUCAUGGUACUGUUUGCCCUGAGUGGUGGGGGGCCAAAGUAGUGUCCUCGCCACCCCCACUCCAGACCUCACUCCUCCAGUCCUGUGGGCCGAGCUGCCCAGCUGG
This is a messenger RNA of Terrapene triunguis (Three-toed box turtle), 3116 nucleotides long. RefSeq names its product protocadherin-16-like. The record is from RefSeq and is a predicted model, not a curated record. Lineage: Eukaryota; Metazoa; Chordata; Testudines; Emydidae. Gene Ontology annotation, cellular component: cell-cell junction; plasma membrane. Gene Ontology annotation, molecular function: calcium ion binding. Gene Ontology annotation, biological process: homophilic cell-cell adhesion.